Messenger RNA from Xenopus laevis (African clawed frog), 4009 nucleotides. It is a transcript of the gene copa.L, whose product is annotated as COPI coat complex subunit alpha L homeolog. Lineage: Eukaryota; Metazoa; Chordata; Amphibia; Anura; Pipidae. Gene Ontology annotation, cellular component: Golgi membrane; cytoplasm; Golgi apparatus. Gene Ontology annotation, molecular function: structural molecule activity. The transcript has 34 exons. The record is from RefSeq and is a predicted model, not a curated record. Bases 100 to 3822 code for a protein of 1240 amino acids. Gene Ontology annotation, biological process: endoplasmic reticulum to Golgi vesicle-mediated transport; retrograde vesicle-mediated transport, Golgi to endoplasmic reticulum; intracellular protein transport.
GUUGCGCAGGCGCAGUGAGGGGGUGUAGCGGUGUCCAACGCGGCACUUCCUGGAGAAAGACGGUGACGUGUGUCGAGUGGUGGGAGAGAAAUCGGGGAGAUGCUGACGAAGUUCGAGACCAAGUCCGCCCGAGUGAAAGGGCUGAGCUUUCACCCGAAGAGGCCGUGGGUCCUCACCAGUUUGCACAAUGGUGUCAUUCAGCUGUGGGAUUACCGCAUGUGCACUCUUAUCGACAAGUUUGAUGAGCACGACGGUCCCGUCCGUGGCAUUGACUUCCACAAGCAGCAGCCACUGUUUGUAUCUGGGGGAGAUGAUUAUAAAAUCAAGGCGUGGAAUUACAAGCUCCGCCGCUGCCUCUUCACUCUGCUGGGACACCUCGAUUAUAUCCGCACCACCUUCUUCCAUCAUGAGUACCCCUGGAUCCUGAGUGCAUCCGAUGAUCAGACUAUCCGCAUCUGGAACUGGCAGUCUCGCACUUGUGUUUGCGUUCUUACUGGUCACAACCAUUACGUCAUGUGCGCUCAGUUCCACCCCUCUGAAGACCUGGUGGUAUCUGCCAGCUUGGAUCAGACUGUGCGAGUUUGGGAUAUUUCUGGCCUGAGGAAGAAGAAUCUGUCUCCUGGAGCGGUGGAAGCCGAUGUCCGGGGGAUCUCUGGGGUGGAUCUGUUUGGGACUUCGGAUGCUGUGGUUAAGCAUGUUCUAGAGGGGCACGAUCGUGGAGUUAACUGGGCCGCCUUCCACCCCACCAUGCCUUUGAUCGUAUCCGGAGCAGAUGACCGACAAGUCAAAAUCUGGAGGAUGAACGAUUUUGCUCCACCAAGCACGGGCCAGUCCCCAGCGGACAUGCUGAGAGAGUCCAAAGCCUGGGAAGUGGACACAUGCCGUGGUCAUUACAACAACGUCUCAUGCGCCGUCUUUCAUCCCCGCCAAGAGCUGAUUCUCAGUAACUCUGAGGACAAAAGCAUUAGAGUGUGGGACAUGUCCAAAAGGACUGGAGUCCAGACAUUCCGCAGAGACCACGACCGCUUCUGGGUACUCGCCGCCCACCCCAAUCUUAACCUUUUUGCAGCAGGACAUGAUGGUGGGAUGAUCGUGUUCAAGCUGGAACGAGAGCGGCCCGCAUAUGCAGUGCAUGGCAAUAUCUUGUAUUAUGUGAAGGACAGAUUCCUGCGCCAGUUGGACUUUAACAGCUCCAAGGAUGUGGCUGUGAUGCAGCUAAGAAGCGGCUCCAAGUUCCCAGUGUUCAAUAUGUCGUACAACCCAGCUGAAAAUGCCGUCCUGCUUUGCACGAGAGCCAGCAACCUGGAAAACAGCACUUAUGACUUGUACACCAUCCCCAAGGAUACCGACUCCCAGAAUCCUGAUGCCCCUGAAGGGAAGCGAUCCUCUGGUCUGACUGCGGUGUGGGUGGCGCGGAAUAGAUUUGCAGUCCUGGAUCGCAUGCAUUCUAUUCUCAUCAAGAACCUGAAGAACGAGAUCACCAAGAAGGUCCAGGUGCCCAACUGUGAUGAGAUCUUCUAUGCCGGGACUGGGAACCUGCUUCUCCGAGACUCUGACUCCAUUACUCUCUUUGAUGUUCAGCAGAAGCGCACCCUGGCAUCUGUGAAGAUCUCCAAAGUGAAGUAUGUCAUUUGGUCAUCAGACAUGUCCCAUGUGGCUCUUCUGGCCAAGCAUGCUAUUAUGAUCUGCAAUAGAAAGCUGGAAUCCCUCUGCAACAUCCACGAGAAUAUCCGCGUCAAGAGUGGCGCUUGGGACGAGAGUGGGGUGUUCAUCUACACUACCAGCAACCACAUCAAAUACGCACUCACCACCGGAGAUCACGGUAUUAUUCGUACACUGGAUCUCCCCAUUUACAUCACACGCGUCAAGGGCAACAAUGUAUAUUGCCUGGAUCGGGAAUGCAGACCUCGGGUGCUAACAAUUGAUCCGACUGAAUUCAAGUUCAAGCUCGCUUUGAUUAACCGGAAGUACGAUGAGGUGCUGCACAUGGUGAGAAACGCUAAACUCGUGGGUCAGUCCAUAAUUGCCUACCUCCAAAAGAAGGGCUACCCAGAGGUGGCGCUGCACUUUGUGAAGGAUGAGAAGACCCGAUUCGGCCUGGCUCUGGAAUGUGGAAACAUUGAGAUCGCCCUUGAAGCAGCCAAGGCUCUGGAUGACAAGAAUUGCUGGGAGAAGUUGGGAGAGGUGGCCCUGCUACAGGGGAACCACCAGAUUGUGGAGAUGUGCUACCAGCGCACCAAGAACUUUGACAAGCUCUCCUUCCUUUACCUCAUCACUGGCAACCUGGAAAAACUGCGCAAGAUGAUGAAAAUCGCCGAGAUCCGCAAAGACAUGAGUGGCCAGUACCAGAAUGCGCUGUUCCUUGGGGAUGUGGAUGAAAGGGUGCGGAUACUGAAGAACUGUGGGCAGAAAUCUCUGGCCUACCUGACAGCCGCCACCCAUGGAAUCAACGAUGAAGAGGAGAGCUUGAGGGAGUCCUUUGACCCAGAAAAAGAAAUAAUUCCAGAGGUCGACCCUGAUGCUAUACUGCUGAUGCCCCCACCCCCCAUCAUGCCUCUGGACACUAAUUGGCCUCUGUUGACCAUGUCUAAGGGCUUCUUUGAAGGAAGCAUUGCAAACAAAGGUAAGGGUGGAGCACUGGCUGCAGAUAUCGAUGUGGAUACUGUGGGAGGUGAAGGCUGGGGAGAAGACGCUGAGCUUCAGCUGGAUGAAGAUGGUUUUGUGGAUGCUGGGGAAAACUUUGGAGACGAGGUGGCAGGCAAAGGGCAUGAAGAGGGUGAAGGAUGGGAUGUGGAGGAGGAUCUUGACCUUCCCCCUGAGCUGGAUGUUCCCUCUGGCCCGUCUGGCUCAGCUGAAGAUGGCUUCUUUGUGCCCCCAACUAAAGGCAACAGUCCAGCUCAGACAUGGUGUAAUAACUCCCAGCUUCCUGUUGAUCACAUCCUGGCCGGCUCCUUUGAAACUGCAAUGCGGUUGCUCCAUGACCAAGUUGGCGUGGUAAACUUUGGCCCAUUUAAGCAACACUUCCUCCAUACCUUCUCCCGGGGUCGCAGCACUUACCAGGCCCUGCCAGGCCUCCCUGCCAUGUAUGGCUACCCUCAACGUAAUUGGAAGGACGCUGGCUUGAAGAACGGGCUUCCUGCUGUUGGCCUGAAGCUCAACGACUUGAUACAACGCUUACAGCUCUGCUACCAGUUUACUACUUCCGGCAAGUUUGAGGAGGCUGUGGAGAAGUUCCGGCUGAUCCUUCUCAGCGUGCCGCUGCUUGUCGUGGAUAAUAAGCAAGAGAUUUCAGAGGCCCAGCAGCUGAUCACUAUUUGUCGGGAAUACAUUGUUGGUCUGUCCAUGGAGAUAGAUCGCAAGAAACUUCCGAAAGACACUUUGGAGCAACAAAAACGUAUCUGUGAGAUGGCCGCCUAUUUCACACACUCCAGCCUGCAGCCCGUGCACAUGAUUCUGGUACUGAGAACAGCCGUCAAUCUCUUCUUCAAACUCAAGAAUUUCAAAACCGCUGCUACUUUUGCCCGGCGACUCCUAGAGCUCGGUCCCAAGCCAGAGGUUGCCCAACAGACCCGUAAAAUAUUGUCCGCUUGUGAGAAGAACCUGACGGACACCUAUCAGCUCAAUUAUGAUAUGCACAACCCCUUCGAUAUCUGCGCUGCCUCUUACCGGCCCAUUUACAGAGGGAAACCUGUAGAGAAAUGCCCAUUGAGUGGAGCCUGCUACAGCCCUGAGUUCAAAGGACAAAUCUGUAGGGUCACAACAGUGACAGAAAUCGGCAAGGAUGUGAUUGGGUUGAGGAUCAGUCCUCUGCAGUUCCGUUAAGCACCAACGUGCGAUCUGUGCGGAGCUGCACAUUUUUCCUUUUCUCUGUAGUCAUUGCUUGUGUUGCACGAUUUAAUCUCUCCUUCCGUGAAAGCUGGUCACAGUGUAUGAGUGUAUUAGCCACGGGAAGAAACUAACACUGCUCUAGUCUCUCAGCAAACAAGUUCAAAUAAAGGUGAAAACAUUA